AUGGCGAAGGAUCGAAACGGAACUGCGGAAGGCAAAAAUGGAGUGUCUCAAUCUAAUAAACGUGACCGCCUCAGCUACGAUUCGGAACCAGAUCCGGAUUCGGACUCAGAAUCCGACGAAGAAUCUAGAAAAUCCGAGGGCAGCAGAAAAAGAACGAAGAAGAAUAAAACUCGAACCUCCAGUUCCAAGAGAAAACGGUCGAGGGAUAGUGAUUCCUACUCUUCGUCGUCUUAUUAUGAUGAUUCUAGCGAUUCGGAGUCGGAGUCGGGUAGUUCGUAUUACUCGGAUUCUGAAGAGGAAAGGAGGCGGAGGAGGAAGGAGAGGAAAAGGAGAGAGGAGAAGAAGGAGAGGCGGAGGAGAGAAAAGGAAAAGGAUAAGAAGAGGAAAAGAAAAGAAGAAGAGAAGAAAAAAUUGAAGAAAAAGAAGGAUAAGAAGAAAGAGAAAGAGAAAGGGAAGAAAGGUGCUGUGACUAAUUCUUGGGGAAAAUAUGGUAUCAUUAGAGAAACUGAUAUGUGGAAUAAAAGGCCUGAGUUUACUGCAUGGUUAGCAGAAGUUAAACAGGUGAAUCUGGAAAGUCUGCCUAAUUGGGAAGAGAAGCAAAUGUUCAAACAGUUCAUGGAAGAUCACAACACAGCUACCUUUCCGUCUAAAAAAUAUUAUGACCUUGAUGCUUAUUAUCGACAUAAACUGGAGAAGGAAAUUAAAAGAGGUGUCAAGAAACUCCCCGACAAAGAACGUACUGUAUUUAACGAUGAAGAGCAGCGAAGGCUAGAACUCAUGCGAGAACGUGAAAGGCAAAAGGAAGAACAAGUGGAAGCAUUAAAGCGGGAGAUGCAGAGUGGAAUGGCUCAAGCAAUGAAAGAGCAAGCCCGACUCAAGGAAGAGAUGGCUUACCAAUAUAAGCUUGGCAACUUUGAGGCUGCAGCUGCUAUUCAGAGAAGGUUGGAUCCAGAUGUUGCUAUGUAA
Fraxinus pennsylvanica is the source of this 966-nucleotide messenger RNA. NCBI's taxonomy places the organism in Eukaryota, Viridiplantae, Streptophyta, Magnoliopsida, Lamiales, Oleaceae. The record is from the annotation of a GenBank genome assembly.